AUGCUACUGAGCGGAGCUCCUCCGGCGGGCUCCGGCCCGGGGCCGCGCACGCAGGGGGGCGCCGGGGGCGGCCCGGGAGGAUCCCGGCGGGGUGCCGGAGGUGCCGGGGCCGGCCCGGGAGGGGGUGGCAGCGGUGGAGUAGCCAAGUGGCUGCGGGAGCAUCUGGGCUUCCGCGGGGGCGGGGGGGGCGGCGGCGGCGGCGGAGGGGGGGGCAAGCCGGCGCCCCCGGAGCCCGACUACCGCCCCCCGGCGCCCGGCCCGGCCGCGCCCCCCGCGCCGCCCCCGGACAUCCUGGCCGCCUACAGGCUGCAGCGGGAGCGCGACUUUGAAGACCCGUACUCCGGGGGGUCGUCGGGCUCCGCGGCCCUGGCCGCCCCCGCGACCCCGGGACCCACGCCGCCCCCGCGCCACGGCUCGCCCCCUCACCGCCUCAUACGGGUCGAGACCCCCGGGCCCCCGGCGCCCCCUCCCGAGGAGCGGACCUCCGGACCUCCGGCCGGCAGCGACCGGUUGGCCAUCCUAGAAGACUAUGCGGACCCAUUUGAUGUUCAGGGGGCUGGUGAGGCCUCAUCGGGAGCUCCAGGAGCCCCAGAGAAGGCCCCUGAAAAUGAUGGCUACAUGGAACCCUAUGAAGCCCAAAAGAUGAUGGCUGAGAUCCGGGGCUCUAAGGAGACCACAGCUCAGCCCUUGCCCUUGUAUGACACGCCCUAUGAGCCAGAGGAGGAGGGAGCCACCCCAGAGGGCGAGGGGUCCCCGUGGCCCCGGGAGUCCCGCCUGCCCGAGGAUGAUGAGAGGCCCCCAGAAGAGUAUGACCAACCCUGGGAGUGGAAGAAGGAGCGGAUUUCCAAAGCCUUUGCAGUUGACAUAAAGGUCAUCAAAGACCUACCUUGGCCUCCGCCUGUGGGACAGCUGGACAGCAGCCCUUCCCUGCCCGACGGGGACAGGGACAUCUCCGGUCCAGCCUCACCCCUCCCUGAGCCCAGCCUGGAGGAGAGCAGCGCCCAGUUUGAAGGAUCCGAGAAGAGCUGCCUGUCGCCUGGCCAGGAGGAGAAGGGGAGACUACCUCCCCGACUUUCUGCAGGGAACCCCAAGUCAGCCAAGCCCGUAGGCGCAGAGCCCAGCAGUCCCCUGGGCGAGUGGACAGACCCAGCACUGCCGCUGGAAAACCAGGUCUGGUACCACGGGGCCAUCAGCCGAACAGAUGCCGAGAAUCUGCUCCGGCUGUGCAAAGAGGCCAGCUACCUGGUGCGAAACAGCGAGACCAGCAAGAAUGACUUCUCCCUGUCCCUCAAGAGCAAUCAGGGCUUCAUGCACAUGAAGCUGUCCCGGACCAAGGAACAUAAGUACGUGCUGGGCCAGAACAGCCCGCCCUUCAGCAGCGUGCCCGAGAUCGUGCACCACUACGCCAGCCGCAAACUGCCCAUCAAGGGGGCCGAACACAUGUCCCUGCUCUACCCCGUGGCCAUCCGGACUCUGUAAGGCGGGAGGCCAGGGCACCACGACAGAUCGGCACCCAGCCCUGGCCCUCGGCCAGGGAGCUGGGGUUCUUCCCCGGGGCAAUCCUUUCUUCCCCCUUUGCCCUGGGAUCUAGUAGAUGUUGGAGACUCCUUAAUUUAUUCUCAAGGGGAAAGGCUACUGGGGCCUUGGAGUUAGAGGGUGUCUGGAGCCGGGGGGAAGAGAAAAGCCUGAAGAGACGGGAGGUGUAGCUCCUGAAGGAGGUGGACUGCAGAGCCGCCGCUCUCCUGGAAGUUGGCACCCGGCAGCUGCCACCCCCCCCCCCCCACGAUCGACCCCAGGGAAGAGGUGGCAGUCUUCACUACCACCGCCACCCCCUCCUGGGUCAUCAGCACCCCGGGUGAAAGGAGGCCACCCCCACUUCUAAGUCACUGGUGGGGCUUCUUCGCCCAGUCGGGGGAGGCAGGGGCAAGGCGAGACCUCCUGGGAUGGAGGUCGGGGGGUGAGGGGUGCCCGUUGGGUGGCAAGAGGAGGAGGGAGAUCUCGCUCAGGCUGAGGGAUCUUGCCGCCCGCAGUCCCGGGGCCGCCCAGGCUCCCCGCCAGAGGCAAUAAAUAAAUCGGAUCCU
Perognathus longimembris pacificus (Pacific pocket mouse) is the source of this 2081-nucleotide messenger RNA. It is a transcript of the gene Shf, whose product is annotated as Src homology 2 domain containing F. The coding region runs from base 1 to 1479 and encodes 492 amino acids. The record is from RefSeq and is a predicted model, not a curated record. NCBI's taxonomy places the organism in Eukaryota, Metazoa, Chordata, Mammalia, Rodentia, Heteromyidae. Gene Ontology annotation, molecular function: phosphotyrosine residue binding. The transcript has 7 exons.